This is a messenger RNA of Oppiella nova, 2227 nucleotides long. NCBI's taxonomy places the organism in Eukaryota, Metazoa, Arthropoda, Arachnida, Sarcoptiformes, Oppiidae. The record is from the annotation of a GenBank genome assembly.
GUCCCUUUGCUAUAGUAAGGCAUGAAUGCAAUGACUGCUAAAUAAAUGCAUCAAAUCAAGUGAAUUAAAGUGACGAAUGGACGUGAUGGACCUGGAUUCAAUCGAUGAGACAAUGGAGUUUCUGGACUUAAGUGACGCCAAUGACGAUGAGAAGGCAGAGGCGAUGGCUAUCAUCAGUUGCGGGCCUCUGAAUGGCGUCGAAUUUCCGUUUGAAUACAAAUCGGUGGUCAAUAAGAGUCGGACCCAAACUCGCGAGUCGCUGAACUCAUCGCUUCAGGACAUGGAUUUGGAGGCCAACCACUCCGGCGUCGAGUUGUCGUCACUCAACUCCACGCCGACUCUACCGCACGAAUUGUCACCAAAUCAUCAGUUUAUGAGCCAUUCCUCUGAACCAAUACUACCGCAGACGUCAAUCUCGAUGCCGCAGUGGGAGAUGAGUGGUUCCGGUGGCGCACCCGUUGUGUGCGGCCCUCCGCAGUACAUAUACCAUCAAACGCCGACUCAUUAUUAUGCGACCAAUUCUCAGAUACCCGGCCCUUACUUCAGUCCUGUGCCCAACGGAACGCCUAUUGCUAUGACUUCUCACAAAGAGAUGAACAAAAUGAGAGCCUCGGGUCCGGGUGUAGGCGCCGGCAAGUCCUCCAAAUCCAAUCAUAACCAUAACGACAUCAGACAACCAUUUUAUCCGCCUUCCAAUCCAUAUCCAGAGGUUCCGCAACUGAUUGAUCCAAACCGAGCGCCGGUGACCGACGGAAUGGGUCCCCAAAUGUUUACUCCGGGAUACCCGGGAUUUCUGCCACACGGGAGUCCAUUCCCGCCGCCACCCAUGUAUAUCAUCGCCACACCUGAAGGUUCUUUCAUCACAUAUGGCGUCCAAAUGGCCACUCCUGGAGUUCAAAUGCCUCGACCUUCGAGCCCACACACUGUUCCUAACGUCGACUCAGACUCAGCCAACGCGUGUAAAGUGCCUUCAAAUGAUGGUAACGGUUCCAACUGUUCCAAUGAGCCUCUCGAUGAAGAUAUUAAUGAUGUGAGCGAUGAGCCCAUCGACGAACUUGCGCUCGAAUCCAAUGAUUACAACGAAGACAAUGAGAUGAAUGAUACGGAAACUCAUAAUCAUAUAAAUAAUGAGACAAACGUUGAAUUUAGUGAAACUGACGUGAAUUGUGUGAAUCCUGUGAGUGAACCGGAGAUUAAUGUGAUUGUCAAAGACGUGACAAACACUACAAGUGCUGCCAUUUCGACGCAAACUACUAGUUCAACGACAGCGGCCGCACCAGUGGUCUGGGGCUCCAGUAGUCAGAAAUCGUGGGCCGACCUCUUCAAAGACGGCUCAGCUAUUCACUCAUCGACUCUCUCAUCGCAAACAUCCGGUGGUGCGACCACUGGCCCUAUAAUAGUCAGCCAUAACUACAAUAAUGUGAAUCUAUCUGAAAGUGACAGUCAUCUGAAUUCUAGUGGUGUUAUCAGUGAAAGUGAGGCUCAAAUCCAAUGCAUUCCUAUGCGCAACGACUCGUUCGCCAGAAAAUUAUCCAAAAAAGUCAAAGAACUCCAUUUAAAGCACUUUUUACCAUAUCUNACAUUUGAAUCAACUAAGAAAUGUCUUGUCAUGAAUUUGGAGACCGACGAUGGCUGCGAUGACUCCAUGAAUGGCUCUUCCAUUGAAUCCAUGAUAAUAGCGGUCGACUCGUGGUGUGAUAGGAAUCAGUUGGACAUGAAUUGGUGGUCAACUCAAUGUGGUGAAUUGAAGUGGACGGGUGGGUCGGGAAGUGUUGGGAAUGGCAUCUCCAAGUGCAUUGGAAGGCUUAUAGUCGUCACAGUUUCAAACAUGUCGUCCCUUUGCUAUACCCAGGGGUCGGUGCCACCCGAGCCCUCACCAGCCAUAGGCUAUGGCAGCCAUUGGCACACAAAUGGCAUUCAAUGGCAUUAUUGUCGCACUAAUAUGGUCAGACGUGAAACAAUGGAGUUUCUGGACUUAAGUGACGCCAACGACGAUGAGAAGGCAGAGGCGAUGGCUAUCAUCAGUUGCGGGCCUCUUAAUGGCGUCGAAUUUCCGUUUGAAUACAAAUCGGUGGUCAAUAAGAGUCGGACCCAAACUCAAGAGUCGCUGAACUCAUCGCUUCAGGACAUGGAUUUGGAGGCCAACCACUCCGGCGUCGAGUUGUCGUCACUCAACUCCACGCCGACUCUACCGCACGAAUUGUCACCAAAUCAUCAGUUUAUGAGC